Peniophora sp. CBMAI 1063 is the source of this 993-nucleotide messenger RNA. Lineage: Eukaryota; Fungi; Basidiomycota; Agaricomycetes; Russulales; Peniophoraceae. The record is from the annotation of a GenBank genome assembly.
AUGACGGUUCCGAAGCUUGACGAAACGAUGGGGGCGUACUAUAUCGGCGUAUUAUUUGGCUCGUUGAUGUUUGGAGUCACGACGGUGCAAGCGUUCUCAUAUGUCCGAUCACGAUCAUGGGCAGACCCUCUAUGGUUGCGAUUCCUUGUACUCUCUGUCUGGUGUCUGGAGUGCACCCACCAAAUAUUCAUCAGUCAUGCUUUGUAUCGAUACCUCAUCUCGAAUCCCUUCAACCUCCCACAUCUCCAACGGACCAUCUGGACUGUCAUCAUGGAGGUACUUGUCACCGGUGUGCUCGCAUUCUGUGCGCACAUAUGGUAUCUGACACGCGUAUACUCCAUGAGUGAGAACUUGAUUCUCGUUGGCGCUCUGUCCUGUUUGGUAGUGGCGGAACUUGUACUCUCCAUCGUUUUCUGUGCCAAGGCUAUGCCGAUGCAUUCGUUCGCCGAGUUGGACUCAGUGAAGGAAUGGUUCCUUGGUUCCAAUGUCGCCUUCGUGGCCGCAUCUGGUGCCAUCUUUUGCGCUUACAUCGCCCUGCUUCAUGUACAGCCAACACGUCUCAAAUCGCGUUAUCGUUCCCCACUUCAUCGUAUCACCGCAUACGCUGUAGAUGCAGGCGCACCUGCAUGCCUCGCUGCACUCGGCUCCCUCAUUGCUUUCGUCGCAAGCCCGAAGACGCUCGUGUACGCACCGUUCUUCUUCUGUUUGGGAAGACUGUACAUCGCCUCGAUGCUGUCGGCAUUGAAUGGGUCGGCGCCUAAGGUUAAGCGCUCGGCUGCCACGACCAGCGACGGUAACGGCGUCUAUGCCCUAGAUGGUGCUGCUCCGCCGCGUCGUGACCGAAUGGUCAGGAUGAGCCAGUUUGGCCGUAGAAGCCGCUCGCGAGGCAACGCUAGGGAGAUGUCGAUUCACAUCGACACCGUGCAGUAUGUCAACCGCGACGACCGUGACACAGAGGAUUUCGACGAGAAAGCACCUGCAAGCGCUGUGUAG